AUGGCGACACUACUCCCGCACGUAAAUAGCGUUAAGGAAAAGGCGUUGCAGACCUUUACCGAGAAAUUCGGCGAGCAGGCUGUCGUUUGCGUGUACGGGCCAGGACGUGUCAAUCUUAUCGGCGAGCACACUGAUUACAACGAUGGCUUUGUAUUGCCGAUGGCACUGCCGAUGGUCACGGUAAUAGUUGGGAAGUCUCACAAUGGUAAAAAAACCAGAAUUCUUUCCUUAAGUGACAUGAUCGGCGAUAUAAACGAGUUCCAAUUUGAAGCUGGAAGUCGAACUGAUAUAAAACCGGGAGAGCCAAAAUGGGCAAACUAUAUAAAAGGAUGUAUCGCCAAUUUUAUUUGUGACGUUCCCGCUUUUAAUGCUGUAAUUGUAUCAACUGUACCAGCAGGAGCCGGGCUCAGUAGUUCUGCAGCUCUAGAAGUAGCGACUUACACCUUCUUGGAGACCUUGAGUGGGAAAAAACCGGAGAAACCAGAACUAAAG
Cyphomyrmex costatus is the source of this 492-nucleotide messenger RNA. RefSeq names its product galactokinase-like. The transcript has 3 exons. Gene Ontology annotation, biological process: carbohydrate phosphorylation; galactose metabolic process. Gene Ontology annotation, molecular function: galactokinase activity; ATP binding. The record is from RefSeq and is a predicted model, not a curated record. The annotation marks the transcript as partial. Lineage: Eukaryota; Metazoa; Arthropoda; Insecta; Hymenoptera; Formicidae. Gene Ontology annotation, cellular component: cytosol.